CACAGUGCGGGCCAUGAGCGGAGCCGUUCCCCAGGACCUGGCGAUGGGGAAACUCAGCCAGUGAGAGACUAAGUGGCUUGACCACGGUCAUGCAGGAAGCCUCUGAUGGAGCAGGGAAUUGAACCUGGGUCUGUGGCUACUCUCUAGCAACUGAUGGACCAUCCUUCCUUUCAAAACUAGGAGGACUUGGGAACUCUUGCAGGUGCAUUUUGUCUAAGGAACAUCAGUUGCUUUUCUCGAUAAGGACAUGUCCGCACGAACUGUUUAAGCAUUGAUAUUAACAAAGCUCCUUUGCUGCUCUUAUGAACAGCUUGCCUAAAUAGGUUGUGAGCAGAGUUAGGAGGGUCAAGAGAAGAUGUUGUGUGUAGAGAUCUUUGUGGAAUUUGAUGGCUGUAACUGGAAGCAACAUGCCUGGGUGAAAGUCCAUGCUGAAGAAGUUAUAGUAUUGUUGCUGGAAGGGUCCUUGGUUUGGGCACCUCGAAGUGAACCAGUUAUGCUUCAAGGGACUCGAAUCUCUCCAACGCAGUGGCCAGCACUGACCUUCACUCCUCUAGUAGAUAAGCUGGGUUUAGGCUCUGUGGUCCCAGUGGAGUUUCUCCUGGACAGACAUCUACGUUUCCUGUCUGAUGCCAGUGGAUUACGCUUGUUUCAGAUGGGAACAGAGAGUCAAAAUCAGAUUCUGCAGGAACAGGCUGCACUAAGAGAAUCUGUCAAUGCCUUGAUCAGCGACCAGAAGCUUCAAGAGAUAUUUAGUAGAGGUCCUUACAGUGUCCAAGGCCAAAGAGUUAAAGUUUACCAGCCAGAGGAUGAAAAUAGCUGGCUGGGUGGUGUUGUGAGCCAUCAAGACCCAAUAACUCGUCUUAUGGAGGUGUCUAUAACUGAGAGUGGUGAAAUAAAGUCAGUGGAUCCUCGACUGAUACAUGUCGUGAUGGAUAACUCUUCUCCAAAUGAGGGAGGGGCUCUUAAGGCAGCUAAAUCAUCCAAAGGGAAAAAGAAGAAAGAGUGUCUGGAGGGAAAGGAUGGACGAAGGAGGAAAAAUGCUUCAGAUUCUGGAUGUGAUCCUGCAACGAAGAAGCUAAAGGAGAGGGGUGAGACAGAUAGCAAUAGUAGCGAUGGAGGUGAGGCGAGCAGAGGUCCUUGGAAAGGAGGCUCCAAUAGUGAAAAAGGACUGGAUCCAAGGGCCAAACAGUUGCCUUCAUUCAUUCCUCAGAUUAAUCGCAAUAUUCGCUUUGCCACUUACACCAAAGAGAAUGGCCGAACACUAGUAGUCCAAGAUGAGCCGGUUGGAGACGCGCCAGUAUCCUUCACUCCAUUUUCCUCUGUGGCUGGGCCAGCAUUGUUAGUUGGAUCUGGAUGUAAAGACGUGGGAAAAUCACUGGAGCAGGUCAGCCAAAGCACAGUGACUUCUGCGACAGCAGUUACAACAACUUCUUUGACACUGACAACUGUAAGGAUCUCUGAUAACAGCAUGUCAGCAGUUACUGGGCAGGAGAAACUGAAAACUAGCCGAAUCCCAACUCAGGGAGAGAAUUCCCGAAACUCACUUUUGGCUUCCUCUGCGUUUGGAGUCUCUCCCCCAAGCGCUUCUCAGGCAUCAGGCUUUGGGAAUGGGAGGAGCCAAUCAAAUGGAGUGGUGACUCCAGAGAGCAAGCCUUCUGGAUUUGCCUUUGGUUGUAGCACUGGACAAGAGACUCAGAAAGAUUCUGAUCUGUCCAAAAACUUGUUUUUUCAAUGCAUGUCCCAAAAUCUACCUUCCAGUAACUACUUCACAGCGAUUUCAGAGAGUUUGGCAGAAGAUGCCUCUACUCGGGAUCCAUUCAAGCAAUGUACAGAGAACAUGGUUCCUGGUAUCUGUAAAGGUAAAAUUGUUCUUUCAACGGACACUAAAGCUGGAACCCAGUCUGGCAGUUCUGUGGAACGGAAGCUGCCACUGGAAUCUAUGCCAACCCUCACGCCAGCCUUUCCCCGAAGCCUUUUGAAUACUCGGCCCCCAGAUARUCAUGAAAACCUGUUUUUACAGCCCCCAAAGCUAUCCAGAGAGGAGCCUUCAAAUCCAUUCCUGGCAUUUGCUGAGAAAGCAGAACUUAAUCCUUUCAGCAGCUUUGCAUCUUCAUCUCAGACAGGGGUUUCUAUUCCCUCUACACCUGCGGGUCCUAAGGCCACUUCUGGCUGGCCAGAAUCACUCACCUCUGCAGACUCUUCUCUAAAUAAGAAGAAAACAUUGUUUAUAACGACUGAUUCCUCAAAGAUGGUUUCCAGUACUCCAGGUUCAAAGAUUACUGCUGGUGUUCAGAGCCCUUCCACUAUGGGGAAUGGCCGCUCCAACUCACCGACCAGCAGUCUGACACAGCCUAUUGAGAUGCCUACGCUUUCCUCCAGCCCAACAGAAGAAAAGCCAUCUGUUGGGCCUGGUCAGCAGGACAAUCCUCUUCUGAAAACUUUUUCCAGUGUGUUUGGCAGGCAUCCAUCUGGCUUUUUCUCUUCACAGACAGAGUUUCCACAGGAGAACAAAGCCCCAUUUGAAGCUGUGAAAAGGUUCUCUCUAGAUGAGCGGGGCUUGACAUCCAAACAAGACUCAGACUCUAGUACCAAUAGUGACCUGUCAGAUUUGAGUGACUCUGAAGAGCAGCUCCAGGCCAAGGCUUGUAUAAAGGGAAUCCCAGAACACUUGAUGGCAAAGCUGGGCCCCAGUGCAGAACACAGUGCUGAAUUGCUGCUGGGAAAAGGGAAAGGGAAGCAAGCCCCAAAGGGCCGACCUCGCACAGCUCCCUUAAAAGUUGGUCAGUCUGUGUUAAAAGAUAUGAGCAAGGUGAGGAAGCUUAARCAGUCAGGAGAGCCUUUCCUCCAGGAUGGCUCUUGCAUCAAUGUGGCCCCACAUCUGCACAAGUGCCGGGAGUGCCGUCUGGAGCGGUACCGCAAGUUUAAGGAACAAGAACAGGAUGAUUCAACUGUGGCCUGUCGCUUCUUCCAUUUCCGGAGACUGAUAUUUACCCGGAAAGGUAUCCUGCGAGUAGAGGGAUUUUUGAACCCACAGCAAAGUGACUCUGAUGCCAUGAGUCUGUGGAUUCCUUCUUCCUCUCCUGCAGAGGGGAUUGAUCUGGAGACUUCAAAAUAUAUUCUAGCAAAUGUUGGGGACCAGUUCUGCCAGCUUGUUAUGUCAGAGAAGGAGGCAAUGAUGAUGGUGGAGCCACAUCAGAAAGUGGCAUGGAAGAGAGCAGUACGUGGUGUGAGGGAAAUGUGUGAUGUAUGUGAGACAACACUCUUUAAUAUUCAUUGGGUUUGUCGUAAGUGUGGCUUCGGAGUCUGUCUGGACUGUUACCGGCUGAGAAAGAAUCGUCCGCGUAGUGAGACAGAGGAGAUAGGUGAUGAGGAAGUGUUCUCCUGGCUGAAAUGUGCAAAGGGGCAGUCUCAUGAACCAGAGAAUCUUAUGCCAACACAAAUCAUUCCUGGCACAGCCCUUUACAAUAUUGGAGACAUGGUUCAUGCAGCACGUGGCAAAUGGGGUAUUAAAGCGAACUGUCCUUGUAUUAACCGGCAGAACAAAUCAGUGUUGAGACCUGCUGUCACUAAUGGAAUAUCACAGCUUCCGAGUAUAAAUCCUAGUGCACCAGUCUCUGGAAAUGAAAGCACUUUUUCCACUGGAGCAGGGACAACAGGACUGGGGCAGCUGGAAACGGACACUGUUGCAAAAUCUGAGGCAACUGAUGGUAGGAUAGAAGAGUCUGCAAAAACAGAAACGUUACCAGCCAGUAACACUGGUGAAACAAAGACCAACAGACCCCUUUGUCCAGAAACAGCCCCAUCAUCAGCCUUGCACUGGCUUGCAGACUUAGCAACACAAAAAGCAAAAGAAGAGACAAAAGAAACAGGAUCACUGAGGUCAGUGCUUAAUAAAGAGUCCCAUUCACCCUUUGGAUUGGAUUCCUUCAACUCCAGUACAAAGGUUUCCCCACUAACCCCAAAGUUGUUCAAUAGCUUAUUGUUGGGUCCAGUGACAUCUAGCAACAAAGCUGAAGGCUCCAGCCUUAGAGAUCUGCUACACACUGGGCCAGGAAAGCUUCCUCAGGUCCCGUUAGACACAGGAAUCCCCUUUCCUCCUGUCUUUUCUGCAGCUUCCACAGGGGCCAAAGGCAAAUCAAGCCUGCCUAAUUUCUUAGACCAUAUCAUUGCUUCUGUGGUGGAAAAUAAGAAAACAUCUGAUCCUGCAAAACGAACUAGUAAUUUGGCUGACACACAGAGAGAGGUGAAGGAAAUGGUAAUGGGAUUAAAUGUGUUGGAUCCACACACCUCCCACUCUUGGCUAUGUGAUGGUAGACUCCUUUGUCUUCAUGACCCUAGCAACAAAAACAACUGGAAAAUCUUCAGGGAGUGCUGGAAACAAGGCCAGCCCGUGUUGGUAUCUGGUGUUCAUAAGAAGCUGAAGCCAGAGCUCUGGAAACCAGAAGCUUUCAGCUUGGAAUUUGGAGAUCAAGAUGUAGAUUUGGUGAACUGCAGGAACUGUGCCAUAAUCUCAGAUGUGAAAGUACGUGACUUCUGGGAUGGCUUUGAGAUAAUAUCUAAACGGCUCAGGUCAGAUGACGGUCAACCAAUGGUACUAAAGCUAAAGGAUUGGCCUCCAGGAGAGGACUUUCGAGAUAUGAUGCCCACAAGAUUUGAGGACUUGAUGGAAAAUCUUCCCCUUCCUGAGUAUACCAAAAGGGAUGGCAGACUGAAUUUGGCUUCUAGGCUGCCAAGCUACUUUGUCCGUCCUGACCUGGGUCCUAAAAUGUACAAUGCCUAUGGUUUGAUUACUGCAGAAGACAGACGAGUUGGUACAACCAACCUGCACUUGGAUGUGUCUGAUGCUGUUAAUGUCAUGGUGUAUGUGGGCAUUCCCAUUGGAGAAGGAACCCAUGAUGAUGAGGUUCUGAAAACAAUUGAUGAGGGAGAUGCUGAUGAUGUAACAAAGCAGCGAAUCCAUGAAGGAAAAGAAAAACCUGGAGCAUUGUGGCACAUCUAUGCUGCCAAGGAUGCUGAAAAGAUACGGGAACUUCUCCGGAAAGUAGGAGAAGAACAAGGCCAAGAAAAUCCCCCGGAUCAUGACCCUAUUCAUGACCAAAGCUGGUACCUGGACCAGACCUUACGUAAGCGACUCUAUGAUGAAUAUGGUGUUCAAGGUUGGGCAAUAGUGCAGUUCCUAGGAGAUGCUGUGUUCAUUCCUGCAGGUGCUCCCCAUCAGGUCCAUAAUUUGUACAGCUGCAUCAAAGUGGCAGAAGAUUUUGUAUCUCCAGAGCAUGUGAAGCACUGUUUCCGUCUGACCCAAGAGUUCAGGCAUUUGUCUAAUACUCAUACAAAUCAUGAAGAUAAACUGCAGGUGAAGAAUAUUAUCUACCAUGCAGUGAAAGAUGCUGUUGGCACACUGAAAGCUCAUGAAUCCAAACUAGCUAGGUCGUAGGAGUUGCUAAUUCCAAAUCCCCUGUGAAGUAAGCCUUUUGCUCACAGUAUAUACAGGGACUGCACGACUGCCUCUGCAGGAGUAGAGGCUUCUCACUAAGAGCUGGUGUGGUCAGUAUUACACACACUCUUCAGCCACUGUUUUCUGCGCUGCCUCAACGCUGAAGGCCUAAAGGAAGGUCGCACUGUUACAUGCAGAAUUCCAGAUUCUAAUGAAAGGUGCCAUGUCCCUUUCCUGUGGCCUUUUGCAAAUUGAAAUAAUGAGGAAACUGCAAGGUGUUCCUGCAUAAUUUGAUUAGAAAUGGUAUAAAGAGUGUGGAUGUUUUUUUUCCUCAUGCCUAGUUAGUCUGCACAGAGUUAGAAGGAAUGUGCUGGAGGUGGGUUGUCCUACUGCAGCCUUAGUUGAUAGCUGCUGAAGGAGUGUGACCAGCAGUAGCCAAAUUGCAGAAAUUUAAGCAAUCUUCCCAUAUGAAAUACAGGCCAAGGAAAAUGACAGAUCUGUUCUCUACACUCCCCUUCUUGUAGCCAUUUCUCUAUACACUGUAGAGUUGCAGAAAUAAAGGGAGAACCCACUUUCUUUUUUCCUCCAGGAGACUCCUAAAAUAGGAGAAUUGUGUAUUUAGUGAAAAACUAGGUUUGUAGUGAUACAGUUAAUAUUUCAUGAAAGUAGAUAUUUUUAGUAUUUUUGAAAUACCACAACUGUUCCUGGAUUUCCAAGGAAAGGCGCAUUACAUUUAGUCUUCCUUUCAAUAAAAUCAAGAAGUGAUUUUUAGAAAGCAGGCCAAAAUAGCACAAAAGCAGCCAAAGGGGAGUGAAUAGAAAUUGACACCCCACCUCCCUUGCCCAUAUUCCUUGUCCCUCUUUUCUACCCCGUCCCUCUAUCCCCCUGCUUCCUGAAAAUGAGAAGGAAGUAGGAAUAUGAACUCUGUUCUCAUGUGGAGAUGUUGUGCAUCUCUCCCUGCACUGGUAACCACAGGCAAUAGUUUACCUAAUGCCAGUGCUAGUUCAAGAUCUGUAUCCUUUCCAAAAGCGAAGGAAAAUUUAAUUUUCAGUAUCAACUUUGUCCAGAGCUAUUUUAAGUAAAAUGUUCCUGCUUGAUAGAACCGUAUUCAGAAUUUACUAAUGUCAGCAUCGAUGCAAUGGAUUUCAUUGGGGAAAUAUAUCUACCUUAUAUCCAGCUGUACUGUAGUGCCACCUGCAGG
Messenger RNA from Nothoprocta perdicaria, 6635 nucleotides. RefSeq names its product lysine demethylase 3B (gene KDM3B). The record is from RefSeq and is a predicted model, not a curated record. The transcript is spliced from 26 exons. Gene Ontology annotation, cellular component: chromatin; histone deacetylase complex. Lineage: Eukaryota; Metazoa; Chordata; Aves; Tinamiformes; Tinamidae. Bases 356 to 5434 code for a protein of 1692 amino acids. Gene Ontology annotation, biological process: regulation of transcription by RNA polymerase II. Gene Ontology annotation, molecular function: transcription coregulator activity; histone H3K9 demethylase activity; chromatin DNA binding.